AUAGCGAAUGUACCAAACAGUAAAAUUCGUACGGGUAGUAACGGUUCUUUUCGUUUACAUUUGAAUGCGCAACAACGGUAAAGAGGUGGACAGCUGUCUAGUUGACAGUCGCAUAAACGCGUCACAGCUUCCCAAUCAAAACAAAUACAAUAAUUGUUCCGAUUUGGAAGGCAAAGCACAAAAUCAUCAGUACGCGUCGCCUAAUUAGCUGCUUAAUAUUGUGAAUAGUGACGACCGUAUGUAAUUUAACUUCCUGCACAACAUCCGCGAAAAUGUGCUUGAGCCACAGCUCCUGCGAAUUCAUUGCAUCACAUCUCUGCUUCACGUGAAUCGAUUCCGGCCUACUUGGUCGUUUGCUUUCUCGAAUGAUUUAGUUUAAACACGUUGCUCUGCCGCAAUGACCGAAAAGCCGUGUAACGAUCGUGAUAAUCAUGAUCACACGAACUGUUCAUCGAAAGGGGUCGCCGCAACACAGUCACUGAGUGAGCUGGAUUUUGACCGUGGAAUCUGGAGUGCGGCGAUGAGUAACGAGAUCGACCGCUUGGAAAUGCUUAUUACCAAAGGACACCUUUACGACCGGGACAGCUGCGGCUAUACCGCACUACACUAUGCAGCACGUAACGGGCACAUGGAGGCUUGCCAUUUACUCUUAGCACGCGGUCUUGGUGUAGACGAAGUAACGAACGGUGGCGCUACAGCGCUGCACCGUGCUGCAAUGAUGGGACGCUACAAAAUAUUGCAACUUCUGAUAGCAAACAACGCUAACUUACUGCACAAAGAUAGUGACGGCAAAACGGCCUUGCACCGUGCAGCAGAAGGGGGACAUUUGCAGUGUUGCCAGUUACUUGUUCGUCUAAAUCCCGCCCUUUGCCAUAUGGAAGACGUACGGAACCAGAAACCGGUUGAUGUUGUGCGAAAAACUUACAAAGAUUCGGACCAGCUGCGGCGCUUGUUGGCCGGGUAGCACACGACCCGGCACUUUGUUUAGUGGUACACCUUUGCUGUCUUCCCGAAAAUGCUUGCGCUAAGGUGCAUUAUUUUGAAACGGAACGGUCCCAUUAUAAAAUCUCUGAUCUGUAGCGCCUAUUUAUGUUUUGCGUGUGUCGCACAAGAGUGAUUUUUUUAGUUUUUAGUGUAUAAAUCGUAUAUCCGUAACCGUGUAUUAGGGAAAGGUUAAAAUGGAUGAGAUAUUACUGAAUAAUUCUAUCAAACCUACUUAGCAGUUUUCUAUUUCCGGAGGAUAUUUGGAGUUUAUGUGUUGCUUAAAUUUCGAAAUCGAAAUAUCACGCCAUAUAGGUUGUGUCUCGUGUAGUGUUGGGUAUUCCAGAUUCAGAUUAAUGAACCUGGCGAAUCUUUGCACUGAACGAAUGAAUCUAAAUCUCUAUUCCGAAGAUUCGUGUUUAUCACCCGUGAACACUUCGAUCUGACGGAAAUUUUAUCCCCAAAAUCGAAAAAGUAACAGGAGC
Messenger RNA from Anopheles moucheti, 1466 nucleotides. RefSeq names its product ankyrin repeat domain-containing protein 39. The record is from RefSeq and is a predicted model, not a curated record. Gene Ontology annotation, molecular function: protein binding. NCBI's taxonomy places the organism in Eukaryota, Metazoa, Arthropoda, Insecta, Diptera, Culicidae. Bases 398 to 964 code for a protein of 188 amino acids. The transcript has 3 exons.